Messenger RNA from Anolis sagrei ordinatus, 1688 nucleotides. The record is from RefSeq and is a predicted model, not a curated record. Lineage: Eukaryota; Metazoa; Chordata; Lepidosauria; Squamata; Anolidae.
AUGCGCAGUGAGCGGAAACCCGCACAAGAUUGGGGCGGGGCCGCUCGAGCUCUUAAAGGGACCGCGUCGUAAUUUUUAGAGGGAAAGGAGCUGGUUGUAGCUGCUGGUGCAAAAUGAGCGAAUCCCUUGUGGUGUGCGAUGUGGCCGAAGACCUCGUGGAGAAGCUGAGGAAAUUCCGCUUCCGCAAAGAAACCAACAAUGCGGCCAUUAUCAUGAAAAUCGACAAGGACAAGCAGCUGGUGGUUCUGGAUGAAGAGCACGAGGGUAUUUCCCCGGACGAACUCAAAGACGAGCUUCCAGAGAGGCAGCCUCGAACAUUCAUUGUCUAUAGCUACAAGUACCAGCAUGACGAUGGGAGAGUCUCUUACCCGCUCUGCUUCAUCUUCUCCAGCCCAGUUGGGUGCAAGCCUGAGCAGCAGAUGAUGUAUGCCGGUAGCAAAAACAAGCUUGUACAGACCGCAGAACUUACAAAGGUAUUUGAAAUCAGGAAUACAGAAGACCUCACCGAGGAAUGGCUCCGGGAGAAGCUGGGCUUCUUCCACUGAACCGGACCCGAAGCUUCCCGUCCUGCGCAAACUGGAACCCGACGCGACGACGCCUCCUUAAUUUUUUUGAGACCUGCGCAAAGAAGGCACUGUACUUAACAAUGGCUUCCUGCAGUGUGUGUAUAUGCAUGUACAUAAAUAUGUAUAUAUUUUGUGCGUGCAACGUUUAUACAGAUGAGAGGGGAGGGAGCAGCGUCUCCCGCGUAACCAAACUUUGCCCGGUUCCCAUCUCCCUAUUUUCCUGAUAACUCUCCAAAAGGGAACCAUUUCUCAUUUGCAGGGACAAUUUCCCCCUCCCGUCCAUCUCUUUGUACUCACAUGACUAAUAUUUCUAUAUGGCUUGAUCCAGGACUUGUAACUGUUUACCAUUAUGGAGAGGGGUUGUCUCCGUAGGCGCCCUUCCUAUACAUCUCUAGAGACGAAAACCGAGCCUUCAAGUAUUGUGUUUGUGUAUCUGUUUAUCUGGGGGGCUAAAGGGAACGUCCUUGUUCAGGUUUGUCCCCUCUUUGAGAUACAGAUGCAUUCUCUUACUCAACUGGAUACUGAUUAUUUACAUGCAAAAACAGUACUGUAUUUAAUGCUUGAGACACAAAGCAUUGUUACGUUAUGGACUACAAUUCCCAGAAUCCCCUAGCCAUGCUGGUUGAGGGAUUUGGGGAGUUUUCUUUUUCAAGGACCUCUUCCAAACGUUCUUGGCUUAAUGCAAGCGUCAAAGAGUGUGAUCUUCCGCAAGCGAAAUUUUAGUAUCGAUAACUUCUCAAUCGGUCCAUCUUGAUUGUUGUGUUUUCUUUCAAAAUUCCAGUGAGGGUUUCGCUCGAUCGCGAACCAAUACGAAUUCCCACCCUGGAGGAGUCAGGACUGUGACUUGCCUUUUAUAUGUCUCUUGUCUUAAAAGAUAGCGCUAGAAAGUAGAUUUAAAGCAGCACCAACAACCACCACCACCACCACCACCGCAACCUUUCAAGGGCUUGGUAACAUUCGGGUGGACACACAUCCCGUUCCAGAAGACUUUGUACUCAAAUUUUCCUGUUCUCUUGACUUUUGUACGCAAGCACUUCUCAAUCUUUGUGCCUUUCGAAAAGUAAUCUCUUGAUUGUAUGGAAAUUAUAUACUGCCAGUUUUUGUAAACAAACCAAUGCUAAA